AUGAGGUUCUCCCAGGCAGUAGUAAUCGCUGCCGUGGCGGCCACCGUGGCUGCGAAGCCCAUCGUAGGCCGCAGCGACAAUGUCAAGGCAUGGGACGACUACAACAAGUGCUGCGAGAUUCGUGACAAAUACGAUCCCAAGCAUGCCUGCGUCAAGCCCGAUGGUCCGAAGUACAACGACUACGGGAAGAACGAUGACAAGAAGAAGCGUGAGGACGACGACAAGAAGAAGCACGAGGACGAUGGCAUGACGAAGCGCGAGGACGACGACAAGAAGAAGCACGAGGACGACGACAAGAAGAAGCACGAGGACGAUGGCAUGACGAAGCGCGAGGACGACGACAAGAAGAAGCACGAGGACGACGAAAAGAAGAAGCACGAGGACGACGACAAGAAGAAGCACGAGGACGACGACAAGAAGAAGCACGAGGACGAUGGCAAGAAGAAGCACGAGGACGAUGACAAGAAGAAGCACGAGGACGAUGGCAUGACGAAGCGCGAGGACGACGACAAGAAGAAGCACGAGGACGACGACAAGAAGAAGCACGAGGACGACGACAAGAAGAAGCACGAGGACGAUGACAAGAAGAAGCACGAGGACGAUGGCAAGAAGAAGCACGAGGACGAUGACAAGAAGAAGCACGAGGACGAUGGCAUGACGAAGCGCGAGGACGACGACAAGAAGAAGCACGAGGACGACGACAAGAAGAAGCACGAGGACGACGACAAGAAGAAGCACGAGGACGACGACAAGAAGAAGCACGAGGACGAUGGCAAGAAGAAGCACGAGGACGAUGGCAAGACGAAGCGCGAGGACAACGACAAGAAGAAGCACGAGGACGACGACAAGAAGAAGCACGAGGACGACGACAAGAAGAAGCACGAGGACGAUGACAAGAAAAACGACUACAAAAAUGACAAAAAGGACGGGCCAAAAAUGGAUGGCGAUAAGAAGUACGAUGAGUAG
Molecule: messenger RNA, 966 nt
Organism: Alternaria atra
Lineage: Eukaryota; Fungi; Ascomycota; Dothideomycetes; Pleosporales; Pleosporaceae
Exons: 1
Coding region: 1-966 (321 amino acids)
Source: RefSeq, a predicted model, not a curated record